GUCAGCUUUCAAUGUGUAUUUGUAUCCGAAACGGGCAACAGCAUGCGGUGGCAGCUCUCAAUUUUGCUGCUGGCUGCUGGCUUGUCGGUAGGCGCUGCUUAUCGUCUGCGUCGUCAGGUAAUUGCACCCACCUGGCUUAGGGAUCCUUUUGUUCUGCCCGCCUUGAAUGCCUCCAAGGUGGUAGUAACGCCGCAAAAUCUGAGGGAAACGGCUGCCAUACGCACAACAAUACAAAAGGCCGUCGCAGAGGACACCUAUGUGGUAGCUGCCAGCCCACCGCCGGAGCUUCAGACGCCAGUAGGCAGCAUAUGGCCAAUGCCAGUGCCAUUUGCACCAACACCGUUGUCCCAGCCAUGGAAUCUAGCGCUGCCAAUUUGGGGCAUAUUUAGCCUCUGGCCCACAAUGGGCUAGGCCUUUCGACAGAACUUUAAUUUACUACUCGAAUGAUAAUAACAAUAUUUAAAGUUAAGUACUACGUGGAAAUCGAAAACUGUAUACCUAGUAUUUCCGGCACGCAAGAAAGCAAGCACUCAUUGAUCGAAGAUAUGCGGAAGCCUGAGCAACUUCGAGCUGCGCCUCUUGAGAAACUGAAAGGAUUGGGAUUGAGAUCAUCAAUGUUUAGGAUUGGUUGUUGAUCAAAAUGCAAGCACUAACUGGAAUUUGUUAUGGUUUAUGUAUGGUUUUAUUGUGGUUUUCAAUCGAGUCAAAUCAAAGGAAUAGCAUCGGAUGUAUUAGAAUGUCGUACGAAAUUACUACAGUUCGAACAGUUCUUGAAACUACGUUGUCUUUUGUGUGCCGUAAGACGUUUUCAAUUCUGUCUAAAACCGUUUUGGCUGUACAAAAAAUCUUAUUAUGUUAAGUAAUUACUAUCCAUUCAGGUUUAGCUCUAUAUGCAAGCUACCGUUAACAAAAAAUUGCUCUAAAAUAUAUGUAUAUACUAUAGUGUGUCUUUAUGUGUGGGUAUGGGACCGCAAAUCAAUGUUAAUUACAUAUAACAUUUAUCUUGGGGAGAAACAAUUAUUGUGUUGAAUUUCGUGUUCUAUAACUA
Molecule: messenger RNA, 1048 nt
Organism: Drosophila pseudoobscura
Lineage: Eukaryota; Metazoa; Arthropoda; Insecta; Diptera; Drosophilidae
Exons: 2
Coding region: 43-411 (122 amino acids)
Source: RefSeq, a predicted model, not a curated record